AGGAAGAGGAGGGAGAGGGAGGGAGGGAGGAGGAGGAGAAGCCGGAGUAAAGUUUGUCCAAGUUUGCACAUCCCUUCGGAAACGCCAUUUUGAUUCGUCUCCUCUUCGGAUCAAGUUUGCAGCCUCUCCGCCUUCAUCUUCAUCCUCAUCUCGGCGCUCACCAUCGUCAUCGUCGGCCGCCACGAUGUCUGGCCGCGAGCGGCCCAACCCCGACAAAGUCCCACUGUGAACGGCGGUCGCAGACGCGCACCAAAAAGAAGCAAGCGAGCGUUUCUUGGCAGACAUGGACAACUGCACAGAGAAGCAGGAAGGAGGCGGAGCCAAUGCCGCGCCGAACGGUGAGGAGGCGGAGCCCACGCCGCCGAGUAGCAUCAAAGCCGCACCCGACGCCACCAAGAAUGCGGACGAGAGCCGACAGAGCGUCCGGGGCGGCGACGGCGGAGGAGGCGGAGACUUGUCCUCUAUCAACGCCAUGAUGUCGGCCGUGAUGGCGGCCGCGGGAAACCUGAACGGAGAAGGGGACGCGCCGAGCGACGCGACCCCCGCGGGCUCACCGAGCCCGUCGCUCAACAAGACGCCCGCGUCGUCGGCCACGAGGGCGCCGCCCGCCCGCAACGUCCGACGCAGCCAGGACGCCAAAGACGAUCACGCCGCGCACGUGUGCCCGCUUUGCGACAAGAGCUGCCAGUCGCAGCAUCAGCUCACCAUGCACAUCAGACAGCACAACGCGGACGCGGGCGCCACGGACCACUCGUGCAGCAUUUGCGGCAAAUGUUUGAGCUCGGCGUCUUCGUUGGAUCGGCACAUGCUGGUGCACAGCGGCGAAAGGCCCUACAAGUGCAGCGUGUGCGCGCAGACCUUCACCACCAACGGCAACAUGCACAGACACAUGAAGAUCCACGAGAAGGACCCCGCCAGCGGCCUCCUGCCAGUCAGCCCGCCGUCGCCCACCAAGCGGCGCCGUCCGUCGGCUAAGCGGCGCCAAGACCCGGAAGACGAGGGCGCCGAAGAGCCGCCCGCCAAGAAGGUGACGGACGACUCGCCCUCGGAGGAGAGCGCCGCCGCGCCGACGACGCCGAGCGUCCUGUCGGCCGGCGCGCGGGCCGGAGACGAGCUGGCGCUUCCCUGUCCCAUCUGCUUCAAGACCUGCGGCGGCAGGCUGGAGCUGGACGCUCACAUGGACACGCACCCGGACACUACACUCAAGUGCGACUUGUGUUGCCUUUCCUUCCGCACGCACCGCGGUCUGUUGCGUCACAACGCGGCCGUCCACAAGCUCCUCCCCCGAGACCCCAGCGGCCAACCCUUCAUCCAGACCAACCCGUCCAUCCCGGCCGGCUUCAACGACCUUUCCUUCGUCGACUUCUCCUGCAAGAAGUUUGCUCGCGUCGCGCAGGUGUGGUGCGAGACCAACCUUCGGCGCUGCGUCGGCAAGUUUCACCGCUUUGUGUGCGAGUCGUGCGAUAAGGCCUUCCCGCUGCGCCCCGCCCUCGACCUCCACAAGAGCGCCGCCCACCCGGCCGACGGCGGGGCCGAGGAAGCGCACGACGCCCCCCCGCGGGGCGGGGACCGCUCGGAAGACGCUCCGCUUUACCCGCAGUCCGACUUCAUGGAAGCGCUGGGACUGCGGCACGUUUCCAAGGUGACGCGCACCCCCACGGAGGACGAGAUCCACCAGGCGCACCUGGACAGCAUCAAGGUGAUCCACGUGGAGCCCCUGAGCUGCAGCCUUCCCCAGGAGCCCGCCUUCCUGACGGCGCCGGGCGUCCCCCUGCUGGAGCGAUCGGCCGCCGUCGCCGCGUCCACCCUGCAGGGUCUGUCUCAGAGGGACGCCCUCAGCCUGCUGACCCUGCAGCCCUUCCAGGCGGGUUUCCUCCUGCAGCCCGACGGGGCCGCCGCCGUCAAAACGGGCGAGGCGGGCGGCGUGGUGGAGCUGGCCGACAUCCAGCAGAUCCUCAAAGUGGCCGCCGCCGCGCCCAACCAGAUGGGGCUGGGCUUCGCCGCGGGGCAAGGUCAAGUCCAGAACCAGAAGGCGAUGCCGCCCCUGAAGCCCAAGCCCCCCGCGACGCCCCGAUCCAGCCUGACGCCGACGACGCCGCCGCCCCUGCAGAGCUCGCAGCAGGCGUCCCUGGGCUGCAUCGGUCCCGGGCCGCCGCCGCCGCCGCCGCCCGCCUCCGCCCUCUUCAAGACGCCCUCCUCUUCCUCCUCGGCGGAGACCCGCCGGCCGCCGACCGACUCUCCGCCGGCCGCCGCCACCGCCGCGCACGAGGAGGCGGGGCUCGGCGGGAAGAAAGCGGGAAUGAAAGCGCCGGGCGUGGCCGACGCCGGCUCGGCCAAAGGCGCCUUCUCGUGCCGCUUCUGCGACCAGGUCUUCUCCUUUUCGGGCGUCCUGCACGCUCACAUGCGUUUCCACCUGGGCAUCCUGCCCCACCAGUGCAACAUCUGCGACUACGUGGCCCCCGACAAGGCCACGCUCAUACGCCACCUGCGCACCCACAGCGGCGAGCGGCCGUACAUCUGCCGCGUCUGCCACUACCCCUUCACCGUCAAGGCCAACUGCGAGCGCCACCUCCGCAAGAAACACGGGAAGACGUCCCGCAAGGACAUCGAGAAACACAUCAAGUGCGUAUUCUCCGCCUCGCCCUACAACCCCAGCGGCACCGCCGACACCGAGACGGGACGCGGCGGCGCCGAGACCGUGUGCCGGUUCUGCGGCGAGGACCUGAAGACCUACCGGGCCCUGCAGAUCCACCUGCGCACGCACAACGGCUGCCAGAGGAAACCUUUCGAGUGUCGGCGUUGCGGCGCCGCCUUCCUGGCCAAGCGCAACUGCAUCCACCAUCUCCUCAAGCAGCACCCGGAGGUCCAGGAGCGCGAGAUCGAGGAACACAUCGCCAGCGUGCGGCCCGCCGAGGCGCCCGCCAGGACGAGGGACGCCACCCCGUAUCACCGAGAACUGGACCAGCCUCUGGACUUUUCGGCCAAGGGGCGAGGCGCUCACGCGGCCAUCAAAGCGGAAAGCGUGUCGCCCUCCUCGGCGUGCCCGCCCCCGGACCAACCCGUCGACCUGUCCGUCCCCAGCAAGCGCCUCCGGCGCGCCGAGGCCGACGGCUGCCGGAUGGAGACGCGGCAAAACUGCGGCGUCCCGGCCGACGAGGACAAGGGGGCGGCCGCCUCGCCGCCGGGGGGGGGCCGCUUCCCCCCCGGCCCCUCCCCCGCGCCCCUGCUCCGCCCCCAGCGCCUCAAGCCCCUCCUCCCCAAGCCCGCCUCCCUCAAGGAGCUCCCCCCGUUGGCGUCCAUCGCGCAGAUCAUCCACUCGGUGUCCGCCGCCCCCGACCUGCUGAAGAGGGACGUGGCGUCCGAUUCUCCCUCGGAGUUGCCGGGCGGCUCCGCCACUCCGGAGACGCCGGGCGACGACAGCGUCAGGAAGAGGAACAGGAAGAAGAGCGCCAAGGACGCUCUGGUCCUGAGCGGCGCCGGCGUGCUGGACUUGGAGUCCAGCGGCGAGUUUGCCAGCGUGGAGAAGAUGCUCGCCAACACCGACGCCAACAAGUUCACCAACUUCCUGCAGACCGGCGCCGACGAACUUCCGCCAAAGACGGCUCCCGGAGACGGCGAGCGAGCGGACGAGGAGGCGGGGCCGAGAGAGGACGCCAAGACGACGACGGCGGCGGCGCUUCCUCAGUCCAAAGGCAAGAAGAACGCGUACUCCAACUCGGUGCAGAAGAUGACGUGUCCCUUCUGCCCUCGCGUCUUCCCGUGGGCCAGCUCGCUGCAGAGGCACAUGCUCACGCACACGGGCCAGAAGCCGUUCCCGUGCCCGCGCUGCGACGCCUUCUUCUCCACAAAGUCCAACUGCGAGCGCCACCUGCUGAGGAAGCACGGCGUCACCAACCGGACGCUCCGACGCAACGGCGUCUUUGCCAAGAAAGGAAGCGACGACGGCUCGCACGAGAGCGCAGAAAGUCAGUCGGACGCCGAGCCGCCGGCCAAUGACGGGUCGCCGCCCGGCCACGCCCCUCCCGGCGCCGUCAAAGAGACGUCCCCCGAGCGGAGGCGGGAGGAGCCCGCAUCACGCAGCCCCGCCCACAAGCCCAGCUCAGCGGGUUCGAGUCCUGUUCCAGCCUGUGAGCUUGAGUACCAACAGGGGGCAGCAGAGAACUCGACCGACGCAGCCAAAGAAUCUCCGCCCGGCGCCAAGGGCGAUCACGACGACGACGACGACGACGGCGGCGACGAGGACGACGACGACUGCCACAGCAACAAAAGUUUGGAUUUGAACUUUGGCUCCAAGCUGAUCGACUUCAAACUGUCCAAUUCGACCCCCGGCCCCGGCCCCGCCCCUCAGGAGGAGGCGUCCGCCGCCCUCGCCGCGGACGCGCCCGAGGCCCCCUCGACCGGCCUCGCCGCCAAGCCCCAGGCGGACUGGAAGCACGUUUGCGGAGUCUGCCGCAAAAGCUUCCGCUACGCCACCACCCUCGCCCGCCACGAGAGGGCGCACCUCGGCCAAGAGACGCCGCCCGACGCGAAGGAGGCGUCCGCGGCGCCGGCCUGGGACGCAAAGGAGGAGCGAGCCGAAGAGGAGCCCGAGCCCAAAGACGACGACAAGGACGAGGCGGCGAGGGCCGGCGACAGCGACGGCGCGGAGAGCGGCGGCGGCGGCGGCGGCGGCGGCGGCGACGACGACGACGACGGCGACAAUAAGGACGACGAGCGCAGCGACGGGGAGGUGUCGUCGGAGGCCAAGAGCCUGGAGGGCGCCGACUCCGCCAACGCCGUCGGCGCCGCCGUGGACAAACGCAAGAAGAAGACGUGCGCCGUCUGUGCAAAAAGAUUCUGGUCGCUGCAGGACCUCACCAGACACAUGAGGUCACACACGGGUGAGCGCCCGUACCGCUGCGCCACGUGCGAACGCACCUUCACGCUGAAGCACAGCCUGGUUCGCCACCAACGCAUCCACGCCAACAAGACGCCCAGCGAGGACGGGGACGCCCACACGCCCACCGAAACGUGUCCGCCCUCCGAGAACGAAAGCGAGUGCGCCAAAGACUUGGACGACGCCCCCCCUUCGGACCCGGAGCAGACUCAGACGCCGCCCGCCGCCGCCUCCGAGGAGACGCCCGAACUUGGCGCGGCCCCCCCGGAAACCAACCAUCCCCGUCGAUCGGUCGCCGACGCCGAGAUGAGCAGCGGCGCGACGGACACGUCCGCGGCGCCGAACCCGGACGUUUCCCGGGAGCUCCCGGCGGGCGGGCUCUGAUCCGGGGCCUCUUGGCGCUCCGAGCCCCGCCCCUUCUGGAUUACAGGCCGGCAUUGGUCGCGGACUGAGUGCGGGCGGAGGACGCCGCACCUUUAACAAGUGCCUUACUACUUGUCCUUUUAUAGCUUUUUAACUUUUGUUUUGUCAGCGAGAAGAUCAAGAUGGCCGACGUGCGUCACGUGACACUUCUUGUAACUGGAAAAGAUGGCGGACGGAAGAACUGUCGGCGUCGCCGUCCGCCCCUCAGCUAGGAUGCGAGGAUAUCUCAGUAGACUUUGGUUGUUUUGACUUUUUUGCUUUUGUGAGGGAUUUUGUUUCCUUUUAGUUUGUAAGUGGACAAAUGAAAACGUAGCCGCGUUAGUUUGUGCGCCGGUCCGGGUCCAAAUUACCUCAACAGUGUCAAUCACGUCUUCCUGCUCGCUAGCAAGUAAGCACAGCUGGUACUAGCGGGCGCAAUUAGCUUGAGCUUUUAGCUACGCCUGGCCUCCGCUCCGGAGGGCUAACACUACUCGUCCGCCGCCUUCUCGACACUUUUGCGUCACCCGACGACUGUUAGCUAAGAGCGGACGUGAAGGGAUUCCAACGAUGUCGAGUGAGUCAGGCGGGCCAGCUAACGAGCUAACAGCGGUCCGCUACAAGUAUUAGCGCGUUUGCCCCGGAACACGCCUUCUCCGCCCCUCCGUCGACUUUCUUCGCUCACGCUUAAAUUAAUUCUUACUUUAAAUAUCAAAGUCGUUUGGUUUUUGUAAGUUGGCGUCAAAGACAAUCAAAUGCAAAUAGCAAAAAAAGUUGCUGGGAUGAAAGGUAAACACUAGCUUGCUUUUUUUUUUUUUUUUUUUUUUUUUAAAACUGUGUGUGUGUGUGUGUGUGGGGGGGGGGGAGGGGGCUCGAUUGUCCUCUCCUAUGUUGUGCCUCAAAUAAAUCAACUCAAAACACCUCAAAAUUUUGUCACCACCAAGCACGUUACUUCACUGCUCUGACUGGACACUAACUACUACCUACUACUACUCUUAAUUGUACUCGAGUACUACUGCUUGUAUUUGAACAUGAUCAGAAGCAAUUUCAUCUCUGCAACAAGCUAAUGCGGAUAGCAUCAAGAGCUAGCCAGCCGUUAGGCCAAGCAAGCUAACGUUCGAUUGCAACGAGUGCUCGGAGCGGCCUCCGACGUGCAAUGUUGUUAAAGGGAAUCUUAUUUUACAGUCGCGCUGCCAACAAUGAUGACUUCUGCGCGCGCUCAGCCGUGUGGAUCGUUUGUAAAAAAAAAAAAAAAAAAAAAAAUCUUUGUUUGUGCGCGUGCUUUGCAGUGAACCAAAGUUUUGAAAAAGUCAAGUCGACGCUUGAAAAUUGAGUCGAGUCAAUCAAAGGUUAGACUGAGGCGCUUGUUGAUGACAUCGUCGAGUCGCACGCGCACACGCGGCUGGCCGGGCUGCAAACGAGCAAUAAAUAAUCCAAGGAAAAAGACAAAAAAAAAAAAAAAAAAAGCUUUAAUCAUCAGAUCUUUUGUUCUUUCUGUCAAACUGUGAACAUUAUUAUUAUUAUUGUUUUUCUCUUCUUCUGGGUGACUUUUAGGAUAGUUUUUUUUUUUUUUUGCAUGUUUAAUCAAAAUAUGCUUGAUUUCUGCACACACACACACACAAAUGUCAUAUAAUAAAAUGUCAUCGCUCUCAGGGUUCUUCUCAAACUUUGUUUUGCUUCCUGAGGUGCAAACUUUGAUUUGUGAUUUCAUGUCGACUAUCAAUCGAUCACGCCAGCACUUGACUGUGAACGCACGCACGCACGCACGCACACUCUUUUCAACAAGAGGAAGUCAAUAAAAAAAAAACAAAAAUAAAGCUUGAAAACUCGCCCGCCGCCUCAUC
This is a messenger RNA of Syngnathoides biaculeatus (alligator pipefish), 7119 nucleotides long. It is a transcript of the gene rreb1a, whose product is annotated as ras responsive element binding protein 1a. The coding region runs from base 284 to 5260 and encodes 1658 amino acids. Gene Ontology annotation, biological process: regulation of transcription by RNA polymerase II. The record is from RefSeq and is a predicted model, not a curated record. The transcript has 20 exons. Gene Ontology annotation, cellular component: nucleus. Gene Ontology annotation, molecular function: RNA polymerase II cis-regulatory region sequence-specific DNA binding; DNA-binding transcription activator activity, RNA polymerase II-specific. Lineage: Eukaryota; Metazoa; Chordata; Actinopteri; Syngnathiformes; Syngnathidae.